UGUUUUCAGCGAUAUUAUGUAAAACCGUGCUAAUCGAUAUAUCAGUGCAUACACGAUCAAAGAGGCUUUUGAUUUGAGGUUGCAGUAAAAUAGUUGGAUUGUAGAAGGGGAAUUGGAAGUGGUUUGACUUAUCAGGGGCAGGGAUGGUGUUGGUAAUGGAAGAGCCCCUGGUGACUUCAGCACCGAUCAUUGAUAUAUCUACUUUAAAAUCAUGGGGCGAUACGAGCCCUAUACAAUUUCCUACAAGCUACAAUAUUAACUCAAGUCUUGAAACUAGUCCUUACCCAGUAAACAAGGCACUUAACAAAAAGAUUAUAUUUUGGGAAGGAGAUAUUACUCAACUUCGCGUAGACGCGAUUGUACAUUCUACAAAUGAAAAUUUUUCUGAUCACUGCCCUUUAAGUAACAGAAUAUUUACAAAAGCUGGCCAUGGGCUCAAGCAAGAAAUUUAUGAUGAUAUAAAAGAAUGUAGAACUGGUGAAGUUGUGGUUUCAAAAGCUUAUAGGCUUCCUGCUAAACUUAUUAUUCACACUGUUGGCCCUAAAUAUAAUCCAAAAUUUCAAUCAGCUGCAGAAAACACUCUUCAUAACUGCUACAGAAAUAUCUUGCAAAAAGCCUAUGAGUUGAAAUUGAGAUCUUUGGCAAUAAGUGUGGUCAAUUCCGUUAGGAGAAACUAUCCUCCCGAUGAAGGAGCCCACACUGCACUAAGAACAAUAAGGAGGAUAUUGGAGUAUCAGGAGAGCAAAGGUGACUGCCAUUUAGAAUAUGUUGUCCUGGCUGUUGAGAGUUGCGACGCCGGGAUCUACGAAGUAUUGCUUCCUUUGUACUUUCCACGUUCGAACAAAGAAGAAGAAGCUGCCUUAUUACAGUUACCGACUGGAAGAAACUAUGGUCCGUUUGGCGAACCUAUAUUUCCAGAUCGGCAAAUACGCAUAAUAGACAAUCCUCAUCAUCAUAUAAAUGCCCCUCCUAAAUUAGAUGGUCAACAGGUCGAAGAAAGAAAUACCCAAAAUAUACUAAAUAAAAUGGUCGCAGAGAGCACCGGUGCUACUGUUCCACAAGGCCUAGACAAUCCAGGCCCAGAAGAUGACUGUUCUGUGAUUGACCUCUCUAGUCAUUUUGAUGUAAUGGGCGACACUUCGUUCACGCAUAUGCAAGGGGACCUGGAUCAACAGAGGCUGCUGGGCGAGAGGCACGUCCCGCCGACUAUAGAUCCGUUCAUCGCCAAGCAAAUUCACAAUCAAGAAAGGUGA
Nezara viridula (southern green stink bug) is the source of this 1253-nucleotide messenger RNA. The record is from the annotation of a GenBank genome assembly. NCBI's taxonomy places the organism in Eukaryota, Metazoa, Arthropoda, Insecta, Hemiptera, Pentatomidae.